CAUUUCACUAUCUGACUAGGCUUGGUGCUCAGUGCCUACCCUCCCAGGUCCUGUAGUAAGUGCAGACAGUCUCUCCCUGUGUCUCUUUCUCGAAGGAAACGGGGCAAUCAGCUCGGAAUGUAAUUUCCUGUGUCAGGCGGACAGGAGGAGGCAAGCCAGAGCUGGGAGGUUGCGGCCAGAAACAAGAGACAAGCCACAAAGUUGGGAAUGCAGGGACCCGCUGACAAGUUGGAAACCAGAGCAGCUCAUAAAAUAAAGUUCGGCGGCAAGAGUAACAGCUAGGAAAUAACACACCAGGAGCCCGGAACACAGAGGGCAAAACGGGAUCGUCCACUCCAAGGGUUUACAUUUGUGUUAGCAGAAAGGGGUGCUGUGGUGCAAAAAGACUGACAGCUCCGGACUGACUCUGCUUGGCACGUAAAGCAAUACUUUUAAGGAAAUCGGGAAAAUAUGCUAUUGUGAAGAAAAUCAUGCAGAGCAGGGACACGUGUGUACUAAAUCAAUAAAACUGAAGACGAUGGGAGAAAAAGAAUGAAACUAAUGCAAAAUCUGUGAAUUGCAGUAAACAAAAAGAAGAAAGGCCUGCUCAGAUGUCUCAGGUGAGAACAGAUCCCCCAGGGCUUGCUGAUUCAUCGGAAAGCAAUGCCGGGGCAGUCCAGGAUGAAGCUCUGUCCCCCCUCAGAGGUGCUGAGGCUGAAAGUGACCUCGAACAAGAUGAAGACAAGUCCCUGACCCCAACAGGUAACACAGAGGAUAAAACAUUGUUACCACCACUCACUAAUGGAACAGUCUGUUGGCAUAAGAAAACAGACAUGAGUGCAGUCACAGAUGAACCAGUAGCAUGUCAGCCACUAGUGAAGUCAAAUCUGAAGUCUGCACUAGGGAAUGCUGAAGUGCCUGAAGCGGCAACAGAUGUAUUAUUAACUAGUGACAAAGGACAUGUGUCAGGACAGAUUGAUAUGAGGCACACGGCGGUAAAUGGCACUCCCAGUCAUGUGAUUCAGUGCCCGCCUACCUCCCAGACAUCGCAUAAGAAACUACAAUCAAACCCUUCCAUCAACAGUCACAGCAGCAAGAAAAGUCGAAGCAGUUCUAAGUCAGUAGCAUCUCAGAUACCAGCUGAUGCCCAUGAGGAUUGCUGUGUUCACUGCAUCCUAGCCUGCCUGUUCUGUGAAUUCCUGACACUCUGCAACAUUGUCUUGGACUGUGCCACCUGUGGAACCUGUGCCUCAGAUGACACCUGUGGUCUGUGCUGCUGCUGCUGUGCUACAGGGGAGUGUGGUGGUUGUGCUCUGCCCUGUGACCUGGACUGUGGACUCGUGGAUGCCUGCUGUGAAUCUGCUGACUGUCUGGAGAUAUGUAUGGAGUGCUGUGGCCUUUGCUUCUCCUCCUGAAAUGUGAUGGAUAGCAGUCUGGUGACUGCUGCUUGGGUCAUUUUGAGGCUGACUUGGAAUGGGUGUGCCACAAAGAACAGACUGACAGACAGACAGUUUCACUCCUGCUGAACUGGUCAUUCUAUAGUUUGACAGGGUGAAGGAAAAUAUGUAUGAAUUCUGUGAAUGUAGUGUCCCUUUUUGGUCACUAGUGAACUAAAUAAUUCAGAUUUAGUCUUUAUUUUUCUAGCCACACAAAAAUCUUAGAAGCAGUUGGCAGAAGACUUGUGAUUAUAAAUUCAGACUUGAAUCUGGAAAUGCUAACUAAAAUGUUUUUGUUUGCUGAACAAAGCUGUUUUAAUUUCUUGAAACUCCUACGCUAACUGUAGAACUACAUAGACUCUAGCCCAUGCAUUGUUUACAACAGACUUCAUCUUUAUUACAAUUAUUAUUACUACUUUGGUAACUAGAUAAAGCUGACCAAAUACAUGUGUGAGUCUUCUUGGGUGACCACAUAGCUCAUAGUAGUUAAGUGUCCCAGCUGUAGUCACCAGUUAUAUAAGCAGAUACUUCUGAAAUCAAAACUUUUUUUUUAUAUACUUACCAAAGCAGAUUACUGAACCUGAAUGCACUGUCAGGAUGCACAGGAGUGCUUAUUUCAAGUAAACUGGAAAAAUGUUAUUUUGCUAAAUGUAAUAAGUAAAUAAAAUGUAAUAAACAAAAUAUU
Protopterus annectens (West African lungfish) is the source of this 2100-nucleotide messenger RNA. RefSeq names its product MyoD family inhibitor (gene MDFI). NCBI's taxonomy places the organism in Eukaryota, Metazoa, Chordata, Ceratodontiformes, Protopteridae. The transcript is spliced from 5 exons. Bases 591 to 1394 code for a protein of 267 amino acids. The record is from RefSeq and is a predicted model, not a curated record.